AUGGCUUUCCACGCAGUAAAAACCGCUCGCCCCGCUUCCCAAGCUCUGUCUAGGCAGUCUUUGAUUCAGAAAGCCACAAACCACCCCUCCCACUCCACAUCUGCUAUAGCUUCACAUUCAACAACUUCAGCCUCGAUAACCGCUGCACCUACGAGCUUCACUUGCCGUGUACCGUCAAACAGCUCGUCGUAUUUCAUCCAUAACAAAAGUUUCUCAACUCAAACCGCAAGAAUGGCGUCCACUAUGCCCGCCCAGCACGGCCACAGCCAGGCCUGCUGCAACAUCCCUCCCGUCAUCGCCAAGGGCUACCAGGCCAAGGGAAGCUACGAAGAGAUUGGAGGCCUGAAGACUUACGUCACCGGUCCUGCCGACGCAAAGAAGGCUAUCGUUGUCAUUUACGAUAUCUUCGGAUAUUUCGAUCAGACUUUGCAGGGAGCAGACAUUUUGGCGACCAGCGACGCACAGAAAUACCGAGUAUUCAUUCCUGACUGGUUCGCCGGCGAGCCUUGCCCCAUUGAGUGGUUCCCUCCCAACACCGAAGAAAAGCAGAAGAACCUCGGCGGCUUCUUCCAGAAGUUUCCUCCUCCCAAGGUCGCGGGCCAAGUUCCCGAUUACGUCAAGGCCAUUCAGUCAAAGUACUCUUCCCUCGAGUCUUUCGGUAUCCUCGGUUACUGCUGGGGAGGCAAGGUUGUUUCCCUCGUCACUUCGGGCGACAGCAACCCAUUCAAGGUUGGUGCUGAGAUUCACCCUGCCAUGGUUGAGCCUGAGGACGCCAAGGGCAUUAAGAUUCCUCUGAUCAUGCUCGCCUCCAAAGACGAGCCGGAAGACGCCGUCAAGCAGUUCGAAGAGAACCUUACAACUGCCAAGCAUGUCGAGACUUUCAAGGACCAGAUUCACGGUUGGAUGGCUGCCCGCUCUGACUUGGAAGAUGCGCGUGUCAAGGAGGAGUACACUCGUGGAUACAAGACUGUUCUUCAGUUUUUCAGCAAGAACUUCUAA
This is a messenger RNA of Colletotrichum truncatum, 999 nucleotides long. RefSeq names its product dienelactone hydrolase. Gene Ontology annotation, molecular function: hydrolase activity. The record is from RefSeq and is a predicted model, not a curated record. Lineage: Eukaryota; Fungi; Ascomycota; Sordariomycetes; Glomerellales; Glomerellaceae.